Volvox carteri f. nagariensis is the source of this 1491-nucleotide messenger RNA. RefSeq lists its product as uncharacterized. The transcript has 5 exons. The coding region runs from base 1 to 1491 and encodes 496 amino acids. The record is from RefSeq and is a predicted model, not a curated record. Lineage: Eukaryota; Viridiplantae; Chlorophyta; Chlorophyceae; Chlamydomonadales; Volvocaceae.
AUGACACUUAACUACUUUUUCGACAUGACUGCUAAUGCGCGUACCUGCUCAGCAGAAAGCGGGACGGCAUCCGCGCGAAAUUUGGGCAAUGCCAAGUCGCUGAAAACAGAAGACAGGGGUGCAGCAGUGCGUGUGGGACGUGGUCAGCCUCGCAGCACUGCCCGCCAGAAGGAACAUGCACGGAGCCUCCUCUGGCUAGGAGCCGCUUGGAGCGUCUCGGGAGUCCACCGACUCGCGAGUUUCAACAGUGAAAGCCAAAGCUUCAGUAUCGCCACCUUCAUCGUUAUCGUUGUCGUCAUCAUCUUCAUGGUCAUGUUACCAAUGACGCUGGCAGUCCACGUCGCCCGAAAGGAACGCGCGCUUCUGUCACCGUCGAACAACCUGCACCGCCAACAGCUGCCGCUAUUCUCCUGCCUCGCAACCGUGGCAAUGCUCCGCCUGAUCCCCUACCUACUGCUGCUGUUGCUGGCGCUGCCCGGUGGCACCCUCGCACAGACUGUCCCGGGCUGCGGCUCAAGCGCCUUCAUCUAUCGCAACGGGGUCCCUGCAAAUUCGAUCGACGUGAUGUUCCGAGAUUCCCAGACAGGGGAAUCUGUUGGUUGGGGUUAUAUUGCUAUGAACUUAAGCGCAUUGACUCUACCAGAGCCCAUCGCGACCGACCAAACGGUACCCGGAACUAUAAAUAUCGCAGUGAAACUGGGGGCCUUUGUCGGAAGCAUUCAGGGCAGCGUUCAAACCGAGUCCAUGUUUCAGUCUAAUUACCCCGGCGGCGGCGCUAGUUGUUCUGGUGACUCUAAUUCCUAUAUUUCAUUCCCCAUGGACAUGCCGCAAAAUGUGGUAUUCGCCUCGACGAUGGACUACAAUGGACUCCUCACCGGCAUUCUGACAAAUCCGAUCCUCGGAAUCCCGCAAUGUCAGCCAAUUGUACUCUACCUCCUUGCGAAGUUCACAGACAAAAAUAAUUCGUCUCGUUCCGCCUACCUGGCCACGGACUGGGUGUCAGCAGGCAAUGCCUCUGACCCGGUCGCUAGUGACGUCAGCCUCACACCGUACCGGAUGACGUCACCCAUGGGGCCGUUCAACGUAACCGCCACCGCCGCCACCUACUGCUUCCGGAUCUCCGCCUCAGCAACAGUGGACAGCACCAGCCCAUGUGCGAGAAUGGUCAUCAAUGAGCUUCAAAUCGUCAUCGACCCCAGCUGCGUGGAGUCCUUCCCCAACUCCUUCAGGGUCACCACCGUCAACAGUGUGACGGUGUCCCCCGUCUACAGCUACAGGACAUGGCGGGAGCAGACGUACGGUGUGAUGACGAUCACGUCCCUGGCGAGUACCUUCCCCGUAACCCCCGCUGGCGGCCUGUAUGUAUGUCUGGCCAUGAGUCGAAACAGCAGGUGUGGCACUCCGGCGGGGCUGUGCUACGGAAACAGCUGCGCGUACUCGCUGCUCAAUGCGGACAACAGCUGCUGCCCCGCCAGCCAGGUGCCGUACUAA